Messenger RNA from Cornus florida, 633 nucleotides. RefSeq lists its product as uncharacterized. Bases 1 to 633 code for a protein of 210 amino acids. The transcript is spliced from 3 exons. NCBI's taxonomy places the organism in Eukaryota, Viridiplantae, Streptophyta, Magnoliopsida, Cornales, Cornaceae. The record is from RefSeq and is a predicted model, not a curated record.
AUGGGAUUCACCCAACUCAUUUCCUUACCACCAUACAAAUCUCAGAACAGAUACUUUGACCAAAGAGUGAGGAUCACAGAUGUUGUCAAAUUUGCUGCGAUUGAUAAAGCUUAUGAAAUGAAAAGGUCAGCUUUCAACUUUCAAGGCCAUACUAGCAAGCCUCAAUCUUCUAAUGAAUUUACCGUUUGGUGGACGGCCUACAUUUCUUCCAGUCAGAUAAAAAAUCAUAAGGCCGUUUGUGACAGUAUUUUAGCCUCCUUCAAACCCUUUUCUCCAGAAAAAGAAAUUCUAAAGGAAAGUGAUGAAGAAGAAAGUGAAGAGAAUAACAUUAUUUUGCCCACAAAAGUUGAAGGUGUGGCUGAAAGUGGUAAUGUGAGUCAUGAACAUAUCUAUUCCAGUAACGAAGAAGAAGAAGAAGUUGAAGAAGAGGAAGAAGAAGAUGCCUUAUAUAAGGGACUGGUCAUUGUAAAGAAAGAGUUUCAACCCCAGUUUUCUUCCUCAGAUGAAGAUUCCUCCAAUGACGAUGGUAUUUCCAAAAGGCAAACCAAUACUCAGCAUUCUAUCAAAAUAAUCACCAAGCGUAGUCCCACUAGAAAAGUUACUGGAAAGGCAAAAAGGAAAAUUGACUUGUAA